CCUCCUCCCAUAAAGUUUGAUAUAAAUUAAAUGCCCAAAAAACAACCAACAGCAUCAUUCCUCACUAUUUUCUCACUACCCACCUCCUUAUCCUUCUCUUCGACUAUUUGAGAAAGAAAGAAACAUGGUGAUCUCGACGACCGCCGGUGAUCGUGCAGAUCACUUUCUGGACUGUACCUUUGCUUCCAGAUAUGUGCGCAAUCCCGUCCCCAAGUUCAUGAUGCCGGCGACCUCACAACCCAAAGAAGCAGCUUAUCAGAUAAUAAACGAUGAGCUUAUGCUGGAUGGGGCUCCAAGACUCAACUUGGCCUCAUUCGUGACCACCUGGAUGGAGCCGGAAUGCGAUAAACUCAUGAUGGCCUCUAUGAACAAAAACUAUGUUGACAUGGAUGAGUACCCGGUCACCACUGAACUUCAGAAUCGCUGUGUGAAUAUGAUCGCCAACCUUUUCAAUGCUCCCAUCGGAGCAGCUGAAACUGCUGUUGGCGUGGGGACGGUAGGAUCUUCAGAGGCAAUUAUGCUGGCUGGCCUAGCUUUUAAAAGAAAAUGGCAGCACAGGAGGAAAUUAGAAGGCAAACCCUACGACAAGCCCAACAUUGUCACUGGAGCUAAUGUGCAGGUUUGCUGGGAAAAGUUUGCUAGGUAUUUUGAGGUUGAACUGAAGGAGGUAAAGCUAUCAGAGGGAUACUAUGUGAUGGACCCUGUCAAAGCAGUUGAGAUGGUUGAUGAGAACACUAUCUGUGUUGCAGCUAUUCUAGGUUCAACCCUGACGGGAGAGUUUGAGGAUGUGAAGCUCCUUAAUGAUCUUCUUAUUAAGAAGAAUAAGGAGACAGGAUGGGAAACUCCUAUUCAUGUUGAUGCUGCCAGUGGAGGCUUUAUAGCGCCGUUCCUUUAUCCUGAACUUGAGUGGGACUUCCGUUUGCCAUUAGUCAAGAGUAUCAAUGUAAGUGGCCACAAGUAUGGCCUUGUAUAUGCUGGUGUUGGAUGGGUUGUGUGGAGGAGUAAAGAGGACUUGCCCGACGAGCUUGUGUUUCACAUCAAUUAUCUUGGAUCUGAUCAACCAACUUUCACCCUCAACUUUUCCAAAGGGUCUAGCCAAAUAAUUGCUCAGUAUUAUCAGUUUAUACGACUGGGAUUUGAGGGUUACAAAAAUGUAAUGGAAAACUGCAUGGACAAUACAAGAGCACUGAAAGAAGGACUAGAGAAAACAGGGCGGUUUGAAAUUCUGUCCAAAGACAUAGGAGUGCCCCUGGUGGCUUUCAAACUAAAAGACAGCAGCAAGCACACUGUGUUUGAGAUAGCUGAUAGUUUGAGAAAGUUUGGAUGGAUAGUUCCAGCCUACACUAUGCCAGCCAAUGCAGAACAUAUUGCUGUUCUUCGUGUGGUUGUUAGGGAGGAUUUUAGCCGGAGCUUGGCGGAGAGACUCCUCUCAGACAUCGACAAGGUUUUGAACGAAAUCGACACACUGCCAAGCCGCGUGUCUAUGAAAGCUGCACAUGUGACACCUACUGUCGAUGAAGGAGUCAAUGCCAGUGAAGGGAUGGUAAAGCCUGGUAAGAAAAGUGUAGAGGAAAUUCAAAGAGAGGUAGCAACAUAUUGGAGGAACCUUGUGGAAAGAAAGAGAACAGGUGUAUGCUAGGCUUCCAAUGAUGAUCUAUGUGUGCUUGCUUCAUUGUACUUGUUAUGUUUGCUUUCUGUAAUAAGGACUGAAUGAAUAGCCAUAUAUAUAUAUUCUCAGAGAGGUUUUGUUCUUGUAA
Rosa chinensis is the source of this 1757-nucleotide messenger RNA. RefSeq names its product glutamate decarboxylase 4. Gene Ontology annotation, cellular component: cytosol. Gene Ontology annotation, molecular function: pyridoxal phosphate binding; glutamate decarboxylase activity. The record is from RefSeq and is a predicted model, not a curated record. Bases 125 to 1639 code for a protein of 504 amino acids. NCBI's taxonomy places the organism in Eukaryota, Viridiplantae, Streptophyta, Magnoliopsida, Rosales, Rosaceae. The transcript is spliced from 6 exons. Gene Ontology annotation, biological process: L-glutamate catabolic process.